AUGUCUUCGCAUGGUUAUAAUCCACCAUCAAGUGUACGUGAAGCCACAUUACCUGAAGAUUCAAUAAACGAAACCACACUAUCAGAUGAAUCAGAAAAUAAUACCAUCGAUCCCCUUCUUUCUGAGAUCACCACCUAUUUUGUUGACCGUGGCUUUCAAGCAAGUCUUGUUAGAUCCUUUCUAGAGAGGGAGGCUCGUCUUGACCUCAAGACAAAUGCGGAACUUAUGUUCGAUUUUCUAGUAGAACGUCAAUGGUUGGAUCCAACGAUUUUCAUUGGCAUCGAAGGAAGUAGUGUAAGUGAUAUAGCAUCAGAGGAAGUUACAAGUGAACUACGUGGUAGUGUGUGUGAUGAUACCAUCUGGUCUAAGCAGAUUUUGUAUCAUUGGUUAUUUGAAUGGAUUCUCAAUCCGUGGAAUUCCUUCUCUCAGUUGAGUUUCGAAAAUAUUUUCUAUGAUACACAAUUUCCACGCAACCAGUGGAACAAUUAUGAUAGAAAGGGUGGGCCACAAAUGUUUGCCGCGUCAUAUGAAGAUAUCGCUGCUGGAAUAGAUGAUUUUUUAAGUAGCAACACGAAAGUUGCUGAUGCUAAUACGAUGUGUAGCACUUACUGUGCCUUCUUUCACGCAACGAAUCAACAAAGCGCCCAAGAUAUCAGUAAGAAUGGAAUCAAGCUUUCAUAUUGCAAACGUGAUCUUGAUUUCGGGUCCGAUCCUAGCUUUUACCUAAACCCAUCUAUUGAUAAUGCAAUCGAUUUGAUCAAGAGCCGUAGGGGAUUUAAUGGAAUUGUUGUGUAUUGGGUCAAUAUGGACAGAAUAAAAAGCAUGAAGCAUCGGGAUCUAGUUUCGGAAGGUGAAGAUUUGUGGAAGAGAGUGGUGGUUGCAUCGAGAUGUGAACAGGACUCAGCAGUGGACGACGACGAUUUUGUCUAUGGAUACCAGUUAUCGAACCCAAGGGAAAUUCUCUCUGAAUGGGUGAAUAAUGGUGGUGACGAUAUUGAGGGUUCAUGGCAAAGCUCCGUUCCCAAUGCUCGAUGGUUUGAACCCAUUCGCCAUCUUCAGCUUUCCAUUAAGACUCCCUCACAACAUCUAGCUCAGUUAUGUGACAAAGCCAUCGAUGCUGAAGGUAGGGCAAAUCGAGCUAAUCAGGAAGAAAUUUUAUGUUGGUGUCUCUACUGGAGGGAUUUCAGAGAUCAGCUUGAUGAGAUUAUCAGAAGCAAUGGUGGAAAAUUUGGCGAAAAGAAG
Dentiscutata erythropus is the source of this 1242-nucleotide messenger RNA. Lineage: Eukaryota; Fungi; Glomeromycota; Glomeromycetes; Diversisporales; Gigasporaceae. The record is from the annotation of a GenBank genome assembly.